AAAUAUAAAAGCCUAAAGUUUUUAAACAACUUGUAAGCAUGGAGAACUCGAAUUGGAGCUCCCUGGCUUCGCUGGAAUCUCUGGUGGUGUCAAAUGUGUCUGCGGACUUACCUGGUUAUCCGGGAAUUGAUAAUAUAUCGAAGGCCGAAGGUCCAAAGCCAAAGAAACCCAGGAAAGCUGAUUAUAUGAAGGACUUUUCCAUGCCCAAAGAAAUGGCCAGUGCCUAUAACAUGAAGACAGCUCGCUUGCAGUCGCAGGCGGAGGCCUUACCGUACCAGCCCGCUACAGUGGUCAUCCAGCCUCCCAAACAAUUGCCUCCGGAGGCGGAGAACGAUCGGCGGAUGUACGUGCCCGAUUUGAAUCAAGCCAUAACUCAUCGCGAUGUAUUCAACUACUUCUGCAACUUCGGGGAUCUGGAGCGAGUGUGCGUAAGGAAUGGCACGGAUAACUUAAACUAUGCCAUGGUCCUCUUUAAACGCACUGCCGGCAUGGAACAGGCCAUCAAAUCCAAUUCGCACGUGAUUAAGGGACACCAAUUGAGCUGCCGCAAGGCCACUGAAAGAUAUAAAAAUAAAUCAGUCAAACAGCCCUUUGGAUUAUUUGAUAAUAAACGGGAAAUCUCUAAGAAACCCGAACCAAAGUCGCCGAUUAAGUCAACUGUUAGACAGCAAAAGAUAGAGGAUCCCAAAAGAAGUAUCCAACUGGAGCUGAAUAGGACUUCCAAGCCACUUCGCAGGUCGAAACGAAUUCAGAAACAAGUAGAGUCCAAGGCAAAGAAUCAAGUGACUCCCAGCAAAUCAGACAGGAACUUUGUAUAUGCAGUGACCACAAAAGAUGGCAUCUCCCGCUGGAGUUUCAAGUUGUCUAGGUUGAAUCUGAGCCUGGACGAGCAGAGGGUAAUGGGAAAGGGUCUUCCACAGACGGCACAGACUCUCCUUGCUGCACGGACUUCGUCGUCAAAAUCUCCCAAAUCGAGUGCUCCGAAGAGUGCCGGAACCCAUUGUGAUCCUCCAGGACCUACUCGUGUUCCACCAGGACUUCCUUCUCCUCUCAAACCUCCCCUGGUUCCCCUGCCCAAAAAAGUCAUCCCAGAACCCGUGAAACCCGAUCUAAGGUCCGUUAUUUUGUCCACUUUGGGUCAGAAUUACGUGCAUCACUGCUAUACAAAUGUGGAGGCAUAUCGGAGGAGCAAGUGCUAUAUCGAUAUUCUACCCGAUGAGAGGAUUAAGCGUCCUUCUAUCAAGGAGUAUGUGGAUCAAAUUUAUGGAGAAAAAAAAUAGGAAUGGUCACUCUACUUUUAAAAUCGCAAAUACAGAGCAUUUUUUUAUCAAACGAAAAUUGAACACUAAAUUGUAUCUAUCAUAACCAUUUGACUCUCAAUCCAUUUUAAAGGAAACCCCAAAGGAUGUGCACCUGAUUCCUAGAACAUAUCAAUGGACUUGUUCGAACGAAAUGAGAAAAUAUUAUAAAGUUAAUUCCCCUUUUCGAUCACACUUGGACCCUUACAGACUGGAGGCACUCCAAUUGCAGCAACCUGUCAACAUAAUUAAUCCCCUGGAUCAGCUGAUGGCGGCAUUAUCCUCAUUGAAUGAUCCACAAAAUAUGAACAAUUCAUAAGAGACAAGGGAAUGCGAUAAAAGAGAAAAAAAAAGUGGGCCUUGAUUUCUUUUUAGCCUCUGUUUUGCCCGACAUUCCCAAGGAUGUGCCUCCAAAAAGCCGACUCUUCUUGUUGUUGGCCGUGUUAAUUGUCCAACAUUGUGAACGUGGACGUGAACUGGUCGGGUGCCAUUAACAAUCUUAACAACGAUCCACAACGAGCCGCAGCGAUCCCACGGCUUGUCGCCUUGUUUCUCGAGCGGUUUUUUAUGCCAUUUACGGAGAAAUCUUGCAACAAAUCAGGAGCUCCCUUUUCCAAAUUUUGUCCAUCUCUGUGAACCUGUGACGACGCAAUUCCUUGCCAUUAUCAGCUGCAUCCUUACAGGUCCUGCUGCACUAGUUCCCGUUCCCCGAUUCCCGAUUCAAUUUGGCUUUUAUUGGGAUCUCGGGCAUCCCGAUCCUAAUUGCGGUGGCAAUAGCUCGGCGGUUAAUCACUCUGUACCUGCGGCUUAGACAGUCAAACCCCGCAGUCAGUCAUCGCGGCGAAGGCGGACUUGGAUGGUAUAUGGUAUAUGGUAUAUGGUCCUGCAAAUGGAUCGACCUCGAUUUUCACCAGCCAAAUUGCGGCUUUGUGUUUACCUUUUCCCAUUUGCCGGUGGAUACAUUUCUGGGCCGGAUCGUUAUCUGGUUCCCUUUGUGCUUUCAAGGUUUAUGGUCUAGCACACACAUAUACGCUAUAUAUCCUGUGAGAACAAAUCCCAGGCUUGAGGAUGACCCCCGUAAACCCGAGCAACGAACAUCCCGACUAACAGCAACAACAUUCCACUAAGUACUCAUUUCCCCUGCUCCUUCCUUUUUUUUUUUGGGGCAAACUCGCAGUACUGGCACAGCCUGGAAAAUCUACAUAAUGACAGGGCCAUCCCGAAAACUAGUUCAGAUCGCAAAUUACGAACCGGUAAGGGAUGGCAUGGGAUCUAUUCGGUUGCAGUUCCCAUUUGGGACACAGGACGCAGGACGCAGUACAGGACACCAAACGCAACGGGGGACGCGGCAGUUGAGGUUCGGCAAAGGUCAUGUCAGGACUUUGCAUAAAAUAUUUGAAAAUGUUUUCAUUAUGCCCAUCCUGUGCCCAGAGGAUCUUGGCAUAUAUUGGUGAUAAAUUAGUUUAAUGUUCGGAACACCAAACUUCGGAAGGAAAAAAACAAAACUAAAAAGACACUCGACCGCAGCUGAGACGGCAAAGCUUGGCAGGAAAAAUCGUCUUUCCAUUUUGGCGGCAUUUUUUCGACAUGUACGUGUCCACCGAAAUGAACUCGAAUCCUGGCAACUAAUGAACUGCGCAAACAAUGACCGACUCUUUAAGGAAAAACUAAAUAAAAAUCACGUUUGGGAAAUUUUCACAUCGCUGAUUUUAAAUGGAAAAAAAAAAUACACACUAUGGGUGGACAGUGCAGGACAAACAGGAGAUCAGGACAUGACACAAUUGCAGGCCGCCGGACAAUUGUUGCACUCACGCACGUGCAAUGUUCCUGUGGAUCUGUGGAUUUCGAAGUCGAGUGUGCAGAGCCACGCCCAUUGUCAUAUAGCCGACCAUAUAGUUUCGAAUCCAACCGAACACACUUAACCUUUGUCCGCGAUGGUCGAGUAUAAUGAAAACCCUCCGGUGCUUGAGAAAGCCAGGCGGGGGCUCGAAGGGUUUUUGAAGAGGCCGCGACUCCGUCGUCCCUCACUGUGUCACCUAAAUGCGUUCCAGGAAUAUAUCUCAGAGAUAGAGCAACAGCCAUUCAAUAAAUGAUUCUGGUCAAUGGCAGGGAGUGGCCAGUAAAUCCCAUUCAGAGAUGACCCGAGAACGAUAAAACCCGACUUUGCCGGAAUGCGGUUGCCGCCUAUACUUUUAUUUAUAAAUUCAUUUGGUUAUUUCUAAGAAUAUUCCAUGGGUACUUAACCUUUUUUUUAUAUAACUGUUUCGAUACGCAAAACAUACUCAACA
Molecule: messenger RNA, 3586 nt
Organism: Drosophila gunungcola (fruit fly)
Lineage: Eukaryota; Metazoa; Arthropoda; Insecta; Diptera; Drosophilidae
Exons: 5
Coding region: 39-1280 (413 amino acids)
Molecular function (GO): RNA binding
Source: RefSeq, a predicted model, not a curated record